Molecule: messenger RNA, 825 nt
Organism: Dibothriocephalus latus
Lineage: Eukaryota; Metazoa; Platyhelminthes; Cestoda; Diphyllobothriidea; Diphyllobothriidae
Source: the annotation of a GenBank genome assembly
AUGGUGAAGGCCAAACUGACUUCGGAGGAUGAUCUGCAGUCCGAUGGAUGGAUUCCUGUCUCUUUACUCUGCCCCCUCACUCUCACGCGUAUCGAAAUUCCUGUGCGCUCAGUGAGCUGUGACCAUCUGCAGUGCUUUGACCUCUCUUCCUAUCUGACAAUUAACAAGAAGCGUCCUCGGUGGUCCUGUCCUGUCUGCAGUUCGCCAGCCCCAUUCCGCGAUCUGCGACGCGAUGAUUUAUUCGUCCAAUUGAUUGCCGAUCAGAGUCUCAGGGAUACCGAAAUGAUACACGUAGAUGUCAAUGGGCAGUGGCGAGAAGUCUCGAAAUGCACAGAAGGUGAUGCCUCUGCUGUCAUAUCAGUCAAGGAGUCGAUGACUGCCACCCCUUCUAACAACCCGAAAAUUGCUGCUGUUCAGUCACCACUGAAUGAGACCUCUACAAUGUCGCCUUGUAUAUUGGAGUCAAAUUCCUCGUCUAGACCCGUGACGCCAGUAGAAUCUGAAGUUUCUCCAUUCAGUGACUGUGUCGUUCUCCUUGACGACGAUUAUGAUGACCAGGGGGGUGACGCGACGCAGCCGGACCUACCCACUGUUGCCCGUCCCACUGCAUCCCAUGGUUGCCGGGGUCAACCCCUUUCUGCUGUCGUCACUAAUGAACGCCUUUUUAUCGAUCUGGCUGCAAGCUCAGAUGAUGAAUUCACUGCGAUGGCAUCCGCUCCACCGCCUUCCAAUCUCAAACCGUCGACAGCAGCGUCGCCACCAACAGCUGCUUCCACCUCAACAUACCUUCCAGCAGUGGUUCCCCCUUGUAGCCUCGCGUGCCUC